GACGCGAAUGCGAGGACACUUGGAAACUCGGUGGAAUUAAAAGUCCCUAGAAGUAGGGACUCUAGGGGUGCGUUCCACUUAACGCUCGCAACGACCGCGAACAUCAUUCUAUCUUUAUUCAAUGUUCAGUGAACAAUAAAGACAGAAUGAUGUUCGCGGUCGUUGGGAGUGUUAAGUGGAACGCACCCUAAGUGGAAUGUUGCACGCUCUCUUUGGGGAGACGCGUGCGGAUUGGUUUGGCCAUUGUAUCUCGCGUAUUAUUUGUCGGAGGGACGCACGUGACGGCUAACCGCUUCCCCAUAGGUCAUUAUUGUCUGUCGUAUCCGUUUGAAUUCAAGUUCAAACAAAGUAAGUGCUGUUAACCGCCGUUUUCGAGUCUCGACUUGACACGAAGAACGAAGCAGCGUCGCGCCUUGGCGUCUGCCGAGAUUCGAGUGAUACAGUUUGACCUUUUUUUCUGCUUACGAGGGAGCUUACCCCGAUUUGUAAAGUGAACAGACAUGUCACGCAAAUAUUAGAUAUUCAUUUGGUAAUAAGUAACACGGCUUACGCCUAAUUAGACGAUAUAUACAUAGCAAGCAUUGUAGAGGAUUGUUUGAGUUGUCGCAAUUGAAAGAGUGAUUGUUUCUUUGUGAACGUGUGAAGAUGGAAUCUCGCUUACCGAAGCCAAAAUUUGUAUUAAACAAGAUAAUUAGCACGACUGAUAUGAAUACCAAAAAAAAUAAUAAUCCAAAGAUGACUAGAAAUGUCAAUGACGCGGCAUCAUCGAGUUCUGCCGAUACAAAGACUACAAAUGAGAACAAACCACCGAACAGGCAAGCACAAAUCACUCGCGCAAAAACCUUUUCCACAAUCUCAACAACGUUGAAUAAUGCAAAAGCCGUGAAACGUACAGCUACCACUAUGUCGCAUGGUGAGACAAAAAAAGCAUUGGUAAAACCACCUAUGGCUAAACCAAUAGUAAGCAGAACAAAUAAUGCAUUGCUAAAUAACAAUAGAGCAAAUAAAGUCGUUCAGAAUAAUAAUGCAACGGAUAAUAAAUCAGGGAGACCAAAGAAAUGGGAUAUAACUGGCCAAUUGGCAUACAAAACUGGUCAAUUAUCCGUUGUGCAACAAAAGAACAAAGACAUUGAGUCCAAGUGUAGUUCUCUCCAAGGAUUGGUAGACACUUUGAAAGCCAGUGAAACUGAAUGCAGAACUAAAGCAGAAAAACUGGAAAAUUCCAACAAUGUAUUGACCAACGAACUUCAGACUUUAACAGCGGAAAUGUCCACGUUACGAAAGAGUGAGCAAGAUUUGGCAAAACGCUUGAAAGAUUUGGAAGAAUCGUACACGAGCCUCUCUCACACACUGAACAAGUAUCAAGUAAAGUGUACGGCACAAGAGACAUUGAAUGCAGAGCAAGCUAGACAACUGACUGUUUUGAGAACAGAUCUGGACUCGCAAAGGAAGAUGAAUCAGGAUUUGACUACCGUCAACGAGGAAUUACAAGUACUGAUGUAUAAAAUGGACAAGGAGCGCAGGAUAUUGCACAACAACAUACAGGAACUGAAGGGCAAUAUCAGAGUAUUCUGCCGGGUUCGUCCGAGAACUCUGAAGGAGACUGAACAGACGAAGGCGCUGUGCACCAUAAACUUCAUAGACGAUUGCACUAUCGAAGUGGGUAAACUGGAUAGCUUGGAUGCAGUAACAAGCUGCAAUAACAAGAAGCUACGAGGAGGGAAGCAAGAAUUCUCAUUCGACAAAGUAUUCUCUCCUAACGCGUCCCAAGAAGAUAUAUUUGAAGAAUUGUCUCUCUUGGUACAGUCGGCUCUCGAAGGAUACAACGUUUGCGUGUUCGCCUAUGGCCAGACUGGUUCUGGCAAGACGUACACUAUGGAAGGGGAAUAUAGUCUAGAAGCCGAAGGCAUGAUACCCAGAACGGUACGUCACAUAUUUAAAGAGAUGAAGCAGUUUGAGCUUCUUGGUUGGCAGUAUCGGAUAGAGGCAAGUUUCCUGGAAAUUUACAACGAGCACAUCGUCGAUCUUCUCGAUUCCCAGGCAAAAACGCACGAGAUUCGUAUGGUUGACUGUAAGGGUCAGGAUUUGUACGUCAGCAAUCUGCAAAUAGAAGAAAUACACAGUCCGGAAGAGUUGCAUCAGUGUCUUUGGACUGCACAGCGCAAUCGAGCUGUUAGCGCUACGGAAGUGAAUGAACGAUCAUCCAGGUCGCAUUCGGUGACACGCAUACGUCUGAUCGGUACGCACGCCACGAAGCAAGAGGUGUCGGUAGGAAACUUGAAUUUAGUCGACCUGGCUGGAUCGGAACGUCUAAAGAGCGAGGAGGCUGUGAGAAAUGCGGAAACGAAGAAUAUCAACAAGUCUCUGGCAAACCUCGGUAACGUCAUCUUGGCACUCUCGAAGAAGCAAGAACACGUUCCUUACAGAAAUUCUAAAUUGACUCACCUGCUCAUGCCUUCCCUGGGGGGUAAUUCGAAAACCUUGAUGUUACUGAACAUAUCUCCAUUAAAUGACUGUUACAACGAGACGUUGAACUCCCUAAGGUUCGCUAGUAGCGUCAAUAAUUGCCGAGUUGGAAGUGCUAAGAAGAGCCGAACGGUCUUGUCAAAUGCAAACAAUUAAAUAGUCAAAAAUAGUAAUUUGAAUUAUUAUCGAUAAGUAAUCUCACGUGUUUUCAUUGUAGGUUUAGAAUAGUUACAUUAAGCAUUGCUUAACAUUUUGUCUUACCAUUAUGAUUGAUGUAAAAUAAUUUUAAGGAAAAUAUAUUUUCAUGUCUAGUGACAAAGCCGCAAUACGCUGCCAUUCAUUUUAUUGUAACACUAAUAAAACGAGUCGCUCGACUUGACAAUGUAAAUUGCGCUUUGGCAAAACAUGGAGGGAUGAAAUGACUAAUAUAUAAAGGAAAAAUUACA
This is a messenger RNA of Ooceraea biroi (clonal raider ant), 2912 nucleotides long. RefSeq names its product protein claret segregational. The record is from RefSeq and is a predicted model, not a curated record. Lineage: Eukaryota; Metazoa; Arthropoda; Insecta; Hymenoptera; Formicidae. Gene Ontology annotation, molecular function: microtubule binding; ATP binding; microtubule motor activity. Gene Ontology annotation, biological process: microtubule-based movement.